ACAUCUGUGUAGGGAUCUCAACAUGACUAGUUUGCGUAGGCUCAUCGAUGAGGCUUUAUCAGAUGAGGAUGUCAUAAAUCAAAUAAAGUCAUCUAUUCGUACAGAGAAUUCCGAUAUGAACUUGAUGACAAAGUCUCAGCUACUAGAAAUUUUAAGAUCUAAGGGUGUAAUUAAAAUGCUGGUUUCUAAAAUAAAGUCGAAGGAGAAAUUCAAGACCUUCACGAGUGAUCAAAAUAGUUUUAUUAGUACAUCUGAAUAUUCGAAAACAUAUCCUUCGCUCAAAUGGAAUUCUAAUGUAGUACUUGUAGUUGAGGUCCUAAAAGGGAGAGCGUUUACAAGUCACAUUCAGACAUACGAAGACCUCGAAUCUGAAGAAUCGAAAAAUUCUGAUGUCAAUUUGCAAUUGCAUAUUGCCUACAAAAACUGCAGAUUUUCUAGCAAGUUAUUUCAACGUACGACAGACCCUAUUAUCAAUCAAUUCUUCUGCUUUGAACUCCAGUCGGGAGAAAUAAGUAAGGGGAAAGAUGUGACCCUUGAAAAAUUGUUAUUCGACAAACCAGUUGCUUUACUACAAAUCGUGAUCAUUUCAAAUAUAUUAUCAACUGGAAGAAGAAGUUUGGUUUCAUCAACCUACUUUGACUGGCGUCCAUAUUUUAUGGGCAGUGCUAAAUGUAAAGAAGUCAAUUUAAACCACUGGACCAAUAAUGUUUCCAUAGAACUACAAAGUACCGACCCAGACUGUAAUGUGCCGGCAGGCAUUCUUGAUAUACGUCUUUCUCUAAUAUGUCCCAAUGAAUCUGUGAAUACAAAACUAUCUCCUCAAGUGGAACAGACAUUCGAUACAAAUAUGUCUGGUAUAAUUGAUCAUCAAACUUGUAGACUGAAACAAUUAUCACCUUCACUUGUCCAAGCACACUUUCAACUAGAAUCGAAUCGAUCAGUUGAAAGAGAAAAUUCAUUCACUAAUUAUGUUCGUCAAUGGUGGCGUGAACUGACUCAAUUACGUGAAGGACUUUUUUCUGAUCGUCUUAUUAAAAUAUUUGCAACUGAUGAGAAUGGACAUGCACAAUUUGUCUGUAACUUUAUAAAUCCACUUAGUGUAAGUCAUAUACUAGAAACUCCAUAUAUAGCUGCACGUUUUGUUUCAAGUAUCCCAUAUGAACCAUUUUAUGGCGUCGGAACUGGCAUAAAAGAACGUUGGUAUUCUGGACUAGCUUUUGUUUCAUCAAAUCGUGGUGAUGUAGCUGAUCAUGCAAAUUUUUUAUGCUGUCUACUAUUGGGCUAUGGAAUUGAAGCAUAUGUUGCUUUAGGUACAAGUCAACUCAAUAUGAAUAAGCGUCAAAUGGCUACUUCCGCAAAUUUGUACGCAUGGGUUGUUGUUUGUUCUAAUGAUUAUCAACGAAUUACAUUUUGGGAUAGUAUCACUGGUCGUUAUUAUAUUCAUACAAUUGAUGGUUGUGAACAGAAAAUUUUUCCUUCUCCUUUUGUUACAAUUGGAUGUUUAUAUAAUAAUACUUCAUUCUAUGCUAAUAUUCAACCAACUGAUCAAGUUGUAAAUUGUCACUUUAAUUUAAAGGAUUCAUCCCAAUGGCGUCCCAUGUCAUUUGAAGUUAUUCAAACUAUACAUAAACAUUCAAGUUUAUAUCUUAGAAAAUUAAAUCCUCCUAUUCAAUCGAUCGAUGAGAUUACAGUACAGUGUCGUGAAUCUUUACGUCGUUUAGCCAGUAAUUGGCGUAACGAAAAGUUAAACUGUACUAAUCAUAAUCUAUGGAAAUGGGAUAAUAACUUAGAACAACUACUAUUCCCAUUGAUUGCUAAAUAUGAAGCGGACCAAAAACGCUUGUCGAAUUUCGAUGAUACUAAUAAUGAUAAUAUUAUACAUUUACAUGAAGUAUUAGACAAUGAUUUGAUUACGUCACCAAUUCAUCGUCAUAUACCUAAAGAUUUCAUUUUUAAAUCUUAUCCAAUUCAGCUAUUCCAUUGUAAUCCGCAAAGAAUAUUACAAAGUUGUUUACGUUCUCAAUUAUGUCGAGAUAUACUAGGCUGUCGUGGUGAUCAUGUUCAACUUGCUUUAGCUUUACGUAUUACUGCAUACGCAGAGAAUGCUGUGAUUACAUGGAUUAUAUUUGCAUGUUCAUAUAAAUCUAUAAUAUAAAUUCAACUGGGAAAAAACUUUUUAUACAAACAUCAUCUUAAUUGUUUGAGUGAAGCGGCCGAUUUUGCGAGUACAGAUUUUUAUUUGUUCAAUAUUCAAUAAUUUGUAAAUAGAUCUUUAUUUUCGUUGUUGUUGAAUUUAUCAAGAGUACACACGUGAGCAAACCUAUUGAUUUCCUUUUUUGUUCGUUAUAAAAAUUAAUGUGCUUGAUCACGUUGCGCAUAUGUAGUUAUAGAUGGAUUGACAAUUAAUUAUUCCUGAUCACGAUAAUUUUUUUUUGCGUUUAGAUGAUACUGAAAUUAUUAUUAUUACUACAACUAUUUGUUUGCGUCAUUCAAACAUGAAAGUUUGAUAAGCAGAAUGCAGAAUUACGG
Molecule: messenger RNA, 2529 nt
Organism: Schistosoma turkestanicum
Lineage: Eukaryota; Metazoa; Platyhelminthes; Trematoda; Strigeidida; Schistosomatidae
Source: the annotation of a GenBank genome assembly